Sabethes cyaneus is the source of this 711-nucleotide messenger RNA. RefSeq lists its product as uncharacterized. NCBI's taxonomy places the organism in Eukaryota, Metazoa, Arthropoda, Insecta, Diptera, Culicidae. Bases 1 to 711 code for a protein of 236 amino acids. The transcript is spliced from 2 exons. The record is from RefSeq and is a predicted model, not a curated record.
AUGUGCGAUACGGGGCGUAGUUUGGUUGGAAUGUUGUUGUUAAUCAGUGCUGGAUGGACAGCGGAGGCGACCAUUACUGUUGGAUUACCACCGGGUGUACGUCAGGAGAGCAAAAAGUUCGUUAUCAGCCUUUACGAUUUGCGGAAUAACAAACCGUUCGUGUACCCGGUGGUUACAUUUGGAAACUCAUCUACCGUGGUCGUGAAAGACGGAACGAGACUAGACUCACCGGAAGGAAACGGAAACACUUGCUAUUGUCAAGAACUACUGUGCGGAUGCUGCAUGGGAAUGAAAAUCGACCAGUUGAACUUUAAUCGACAUUUUUGCACCAACCUGGCCUACGAACCGUACGAUUUCGCCGUCAACGUCGAAGUGCUCAUGAACCGGAGCAGCAUCUUCACAGGUAAAAUAUCAGCUAAAAAUCCACCGCCAGUCUGCCUUCCGGUGCCGAUUCCCUACAUACCAAUUAAUGCCGACCUGUGCUUGCGUCUGUUCGACAUCUACACUCCCCGACAAAACCUGCAUGCCUGUAUGGACAUCGAGGCACGAGUUUGGCGCUUUCCGGUUGUCGUACUUCAUUUCGAAUGCAUGCGUAUGGGACAGGAUGGUUUCACCUUUCUUAAACCGGAAGACGGCGAUGGUUUCAAUAGCGAACCGGGUUCAACCGACGUUUACGAUGAAAUUGACGACGUUAAAAAGAAACUCGAUUAG